This is a messenger RNA of Hyaena hyaena (striped hyena), 2230 nucleotides long. It is a transcript of the gene RPH3AL, whose product is annotated as rabphilin 3A like (without C2 domains). Lineage: Eukaryota; Metazoa; Chordata; Mammalia; Carnivora; Hyaenidae. Gene Ontology annotation, molecular function: small GTPase binding. The coding region runs from base 129 to 1037 and encodes 302 amino acids. The record is from RefSeq and is a predicted model, not a curated record. The transcript is spliced from 9 exons. Gene Ontology annotation, biological process: intracellular protein transport.
CGCCCCUGACAACACGUGGCUGGAGGGAGCGUGACUUCCUCCUGUCUGGGGCGCCAGCAGGGCCAGGCCCGGCGAAGCCCCCCUCCUUUCCUGAUGUGACUCCCUGCCCUGGCUGGGCGCUCCAGGCCAUGGCUGACACCAUCUUCGGCAGCGGCAACGACCAGUGGGUUUGCCCCAACGACCGGCAGCUUGCCCUGCGAGCCAAGCUGCAGACGGGCUGGUCUGUGCACACCUAUCAGACAGAGAAGCAGAGGAAGAGCCAGUGCCUCAGCCCCGCUGAGGUGGAGGCCAUCCUGCAGGUGAUCCAGCGAGCAGAGCGGCUGGACAUCCUGGAGCAGCAGAGAAUUGGGCGGCUGGUGGAGCGGCUGGAGACCAUGAGGCGGAACGUGAUGGGGAACGGCCUCUCCCAGUGUCUGCUCUGUGGGGAGGUGCUGGGCUUCCUGGGCAGCUCCUCGGUGUUCUGCAAAGACUGCAGGAAGAAAGUGUGCACCAAGUGUGGGAUCGAGGCCUCCCCCGGCCAGAAGCGGCCUCUGUGGCUGUGUAAGAUCUGCAGUGAGCAGAGAGAGGUCUGGAAGAGGUCAGGGGCCUGGUUCUACAGAGGGCUCCCCAAGUACAUCCUGCCACUGAAGACCCCCGGCCGGGCCGAUGACCCCCACUUCCGACCUUUGCCCAUGGAGCCCACCGAGCAAAAGCCCAGAAGCACCGAGACAAGUCGCAUCUACACGUGGGCCCGAGGGAGAGUGGUUUCCAGCGACAGCGACAGUGACUCAGAUCUCAGCUCCUCCAGCCUGGAGGACAGACUCCUUCCGACCGGUGUGCAGGACCCCAAAGGUGACAAGCCCCGAGGGGAAUCAGGUGGCAGCUCGGAGUCCCCCAGGAUGAGGCCCGCCCCCCUGUCCAGCCACCUGUCAGAGAGCCAGAGCAGCCUGGCCAGCGAGACCGGGACCAGUUCUGCAGACCCGCAGCCGGGCACCCCGCCCUGGCCAGACCCCAAGAGCCCCGGCAAAAGGCACACCUGGGCGAGUCCCCACUGCUGACAUGGCCUCCAAAGGCUCCUCUGUCUGCCCUGGCUAAGGCAUGAUUGGCGCAUGGAGCAGAUUUUCCAGUGGAAGAGUCUGAGAGCGAGAGGAGGCUGGAAGGGUCCCCAGACCCCUCCCGGCUCCUUCCUGACCAGUCUUGGAGCCCUCAGCUGGCCAGCCCUGUUGGACAUGACCUCUGACUCGACAAACCAGAGUUUGUGGGGCUGGAUCUGCUUCCCCCCUCACUCAGUGCCUUUCCGCACCCUUCUGUCCUGGGAGCCCUCCUCACCGCCCCCCCCACCUCCGUCCCCCAGCCAUUCCGCUCACCUGUGACCUUUAUUUAUUGUCCUUUGCCUGUGCCCUCCCCCGGCCUACCUCCAUGUUCAUUUCAAGUUUGCUCUUGUCUUGGGCUGGGCUGCAGGGGCCUUCAGGCCCACCUGACGGGGCCUUCCCACAUGCACUGCAGUUUGGGAGGGCGCGAGGCUGGGCUUUUUCCAUAUUUAUAUUAAUGGAAGAAGAACCCAACCCUGAACAUUGCCCUUCAGAGCUGAGCUUGGCCCCUAGAGAUGAACGGUGGGUCCGGAGAGUGUGGGACGAGAGAGAUGCCUAUCCUCCCUCUGCCUUUGACUCUGGAAAUUGGGAGCAAACGUCCUCCCUUCGUUCGAGGCUGCCCGGGAGCUGUGGGUUGAAACCUGCCUCUUGCUUCGGUUUCCUGGAACCCCCCGGCUGGCCUCCCCAGGUCUUGCUCAGCCUCUCCCCGGCUGGUGGAGCUGGGAAGGGUUCUGGCGGAAUCUGAAUUCACUCAUGGAAGAGCAGCCUUCAGCCGAGUCCCCAGCUGGGGUGCAAGGCUCCCCUAAGCCUUUAAUUCACUUCUCUUCAGUAGGUUCAGUUUGCCAUGAAAAAUCAGUAAUACAGAGUGUGAGCCGCUGCUUCUGGAAAACCCUUCCCUGAAGACAGAGAUUGAGUGAAAGUGUGUGUGUGUGUGUGUGUGUGUGUGUGUGUGUGUGUGUGUGUGUCUUGGUGUCUGCAUCUCUCGUGCUUCCUGCCACUUUCCCACUGGCCCCCACACCUGGUUCUAGAAGCACCUUCCCUCUGGGCGCUCAGGCCCCCACCAGUAGCUUUUUGGCCCUUGCCACUGGCAGACGUGAAAAGACUGUUUCCCUGUGACAAGUUAUACUUCCGAAUUCAAUAAAGAUUAGAAUUUGCAUGGA